AUGUCUUUGCUGAAUCGUUUAGCCAGUCUCACGCCGGCUGUACCCCCAGGUGCUGCAUUGGCAGGUACUGUAACCUUACCAGCAUCUUUGGGAUUUGUACCCGUUGCUGUUCACUUUGAUUUAUUCGGGGCCUUGGUUCGUCAUGGGAGCCCUGCGACUGCAGAAGACAUUGCGCGUGUUGUGAAUAGCGCAGCCAGAACAGGUGGUGACGAUGUGUUACACAUAUCAACCCUGCUGGUCGCUGACACGCUGUACAUAAUGGCCGGUCUUGGUCUGGUGAAUCGCCUUGAUGAGGAUCGGUUUGUGGCAAAUGCCAUCACGCACCACAUGGUAGCGAUGCCGUCGGCACAACACGGAGCAGUCCAUUUCUGCACCGAAGGGUUACUGGCGGGGGCCUUCUUGAUGCAGAAGUUGAAAGACACCAACUUUGCCUACCCAUUUGCCGAAUGCGACGGCCCACUUCAAUACGCUUACCGACUCAUGGGCCAAGACCAUUUCGCUAAGCAGCACACGUACACAAUCAUGGAAGCCCAAGGCCGCAUGGACAGCUUCAACCAAUUCAUGGUAGGCAAGUUUUUUAAAGUCGGAACUUUCCCUGACCGCGUGACAGCUGCAGGGUACGACUUAGAAGCCGCACUUGGGAUCUCCGGCAGCUCAGCUGGGGACCAGGGUCUCCAUGGCGAUGAAGUCGCCAUGGUGGACAUUGGUGGAGGACGCGGUGAGCUGCUCCUUGAAGUUCAGGCCCGAUAUCCAAACCUUCAACCGUCGCAGCUCGUCGUGCAGGAAUUCAACGCAGCCAUUGACGAGGUCCCCGGUGUGCAUCUGAUGGAGUGGAACUACAAAGUUUCGGGAGAGCAGCCCGUACGCGGUGCUCGAGCGUACAGCCUGCAGCAUAUUCUGCAUAAUCUGCCAGACCUCGAUGCGGUGGCACUGGUCCAGAAACUUGCGCGGGCGAUGAGCCCAAAGUCACGGUUGUUGAUUAUCGAGUAUGCGAAGAAUCUGACUUACACCAACUUGCACGCAAGCAUGAUUGCUUUGUAUGGAGGCCGUGAGCGCAGUUCAGCGGAGUGGCAUCAAAUGGCGGGUAUCUGUGGUUUGAAAGUGACUUUUGAAAAGUACGAGACCGCGGGGGAAUCUUUGGUGGAGAUGCAACGAGAUUAG
Penicillium diatomitis is the source of this 1161-nucleotide messenger RNA. Its product is annotated as putative O-methyltransferase. The record is from RefSeq and is a predicted model, not a curated record. NCBI's taxonomy places the organism in Eukaryota, Fungi, Ascomycota, Eurotiomycetes, Eurotiales, Aspergillaceae. The transcript is spliced from 5 exons. Gene Ontology annotation, molecular function: O-methyltransferase activity. Bases 1 to 1161 code for a protein of 386 amino acids.